AUGUCUUCAUACAAAAACCAUAACGUGUGGUUAAAAAUGAAGUACGGUACUGCACAUGAAGAGCAUUUUUUGCUGUUUCUUGACUUCGAUGUCAACUAUGCACCAAAAGUAUUGGCGUCAGACGUUAACAGAGGCAAAACUAUGUGUCGAUUCCUUUUGAUUUUGUGCUUAUUCGCUUUCGUACCAUUUUCGUGGGCCGAGAAAGAAAAAAAGUACACAACAAAAUUCGACAACAUCGAUUUAAAAGAGGUGGUUAAAAAUGAACGACUGUUAAAAAAUUAUGUCGACUGUUUACUGGAAAAAGGGAGGUGUACACCUGAUGGACUGGAAUUAAGAGAAAACAUCCCUGACGCUAUACAAACCGAAUGCCGCAGAUGUAGCGACAAACAAAAGAUGGGUGCAGAUUUUAUUCUAAAGUAUCUCAUCGACAACAAACCCGAAUAUUGGGAAGAAUUAGAAAUCAAAUACGAUCCAGAAGGAACUUACAAAAAAAAGUAUGAGUCAUCUUUGAGUGACGUCACUGAAGCUACUGUACAAUAA
Messenger RNA from Zophobas morio, 540 nucleotides. It is a transcript of the gene Csp4, whose product is annotated as allergen Tha p 1-like. The record is from RefSeq and is a predicted model, not a curated record. Lineage: Eukaryota; Metazoa; Arthropoda; Insecta; Coleoptera; Tenebrionidae. The transcript is spliced from 3 exons. The coding region runs from base 1 to 540 and encodes 179 amino acids.